GGCCAAGAUGCAGCCAUCACCGAUCCUUCAGAAAGCCAUCCGGCGACUGGCUUUGACGACGAAACAAGGACCGCACAACUACUACAAGGGAAAUCGAACCGGAUCGAUGGGAAGACAUACCAAGUACGGAGGAUAUGUAAUCGACUACAAGAAGGUCAGGACAUAUGUGUGUCCAGAUUUGAGUAACUUCAAUUUGACACCAUUUGUCUUAUCGCGAAUCGGGAGGCCGGAAAGGGACUACUUUGGACACACCGAGACUAAUAGCCGAAUGGAUGGAAAGGAGUAUAUUAAGAAGUGGAAGAAGGAGGGCGGAUAUAUGUGAGCCAGCAUUGAGCAUUGGAGGAAAACAUGACUUUGCAGCAUACAUCGGCCGCUGAAUCGCGUCGCCCUGCAUCACCUAAGAGAUGGCAUACGGGAGACGACAAGGCCAGAAAGAGGCUCAACAGCUAGGUUCGAUUCGCGUGCUGAAUCAUAGGGAGAAAGACGCUAUCUAGCGAUGAGGAGGAGAUGGAGCUCGUGAUAGGGAACGAAAGCUCUGGAGACGGAAAGUGAUACCCAGCAUAGGCCAAAAUAGAAGCUGCAGAAGAGACAGAACUGCGUAGUUUGUUCAACAAGGCCCUUUACCUGGUCU
Messenger RNA from Pseudocercospora fijiensis CIRAD86, 631 nucleotides. RefSeq lists its product as uncharacterized. The coding region runs from base 8 to 322 and encodes 104 amino acids. Gene Ontology annotation, molecular function: structural constituent of ribosome. Lineage: Eukaryota; Fungi; Ascomycota; Dothideomycetes; Mycosphaerellales; Mycosphaerellaceae. The transcript is spliced from 2 exons. Gene Ontology annotation, biological process: translation. The record is from RefSeq and is a predicted model, not a curated record. Gene Ontology annotation, cellular component: mitochondrial large ribosomal subunit.